Molecule: messenger RNA, 2602 nt
Organism: Anas platyrhynchos (mallard)
Lineage: Eukaryota; Metazoa; Chordata; Aves; Anseriformes; Anatidae
Product: BTB/POZ domain-containing protein KCTD12
Biological process (GO): regulation of G protein-coupled receptor signaling pathway; protein homooligomerization
Cellular component (GO): signaling receptor complex
Molecular function (GO): protein binding
Source: RefSeq, a predicted model, not a curated record
CGGCGCAUCCCCGACCAUAAAACGGCGGGGCCAGGGCUGGGAGUGCAGAGCGGAGCACGGCACUGAACGGCACCGGGCACGGCACCGGGCACCGGGCACGGCACCGGGCACGGCACCGGGCACAGCACCGGGCCCGCAGCUGCCCAGCACCCAGCGGAGGUGGGAAGGCAGCGGUAGCUCACGAUGGCCCUGGCGGACAACGCGGGCUGUGCCAAACCCAGCGAGGACUUCCCUUUCCCCGAGAUCAUUGAACUCAACGUGGGCGGACAAGUCUACAUCACCCGCCACCCCACCCUGGUCAGCGUGCCGGGCUCGCUGCUCUGGGAGAUGUUCACGCAGAAAAACGUCCGCUCCUUGGCCCGCGACAGCAAGGGACGGUUCUUCGUGGAUCGGGACGGAUUCCUCUUCCGCUACAUCCUGGAUUACAUGAGGGACCAGCAGCUGGUGCUGCCCGACCACUUCCCCGAGCGCAGCCGCCUGCAGCGGGAGGCCGAGUAUUUCAUGCUGCCGGAGCUGGUGAAGAUGCUGGCCCCCAAGCUGAGCAAGCAGAACUCGCUGGGAGACGACCCGUGCCAAAGCGACCCCGAGGAGCUCUCCCCCAGCGCCGACGCCGCACGCAGCCUGGCCCCCGCCAGCUCCACGCUCCCCAGCGCCACGGCCGGUGGCCCUGGGGCCACGGUCAUCACCGGCACGGGUGCUGCCGGCCCCGAUGGCCGCAGGGCUGGGUUCAUCACCAUCGGGUACCGGGGCUCCUACACACUGGGCAGGGACAGCCAGACGGAUGCCAAGUUCCGCCGGGUGGCGCGGAUCAUGGUCUGUGGCAAGACGGCGCUGGCCAAGGAGGUUUUUGGGGAUACCUUGAACGACAGCAGGGACCCGGACAGGCCCCCGGAGAGGUACAGCUCCAGGUACUACCUCAAAUUCAACUUCCUGGAGCAAGCCUUUGACAAACUGGCUGAUGCUGGCUUCCACAUGGUGGCUUGCAACUCCACGGGCACCUGUGCCUUCGCCCACGACCAGACAGAUGACAGGAUCUGGACCUCUUACACCGAAUAUGUUUUCUAUCGUGAGUGACACCAAAAACAAACACCCACCAAACACCAACUCUCCCUUUCCUCCCCCGUUGCCUUUAGAAGGUAGACGUCCGACCCCCGAAUCCCAGCGUCCCCCCUCUGCCUCCUUUUUGAGUUCGUUCUUGGGUUUUUCCCCCCUCCUUCCUCCACGUCGAACCCGUUCGGCUCCUCGUAGCGGCUGCUGACCACCAAAACCUCCUUCCCUCUCUCCGACUUCUGCAGUAGCUCCCAGCCCUCCCCGGAUGCGUGGACUUGGACAGUGCUGCGUGCGCGUUUUUUUGGGGUUGGGAAGGGGGGGGGGACACGCCGAACUGUGCCGGAUGAGCUCGUGAUAGAUACCGAACUCGGCUCCCUGCACCAUGCAGGGGCGCGCUGCAGACGAACCAAGGAGCUCAAGUGUUGGUUUAAGGACACGGAGAAAGGUGGGGAGUGGAGGGGAGGGGGGGUGAAGCCUCACAGCAUGGAUGUAUUGCCGUUAGCCCCUGUAAGCAGCUUAGCCUUUAGACUGUCAGUGCUGGGGAGGGUUAGAGGGAGGCGCACCCUGUGCCGGCAGUUCUGGUCCGAAGCGUCGCUGCUGCCCUGGGAUGCCUCGGGGACUUUUUUUUUGGGGGGGUGGGUAGGGGCUGAGAGAUGCUCUGUUCAUGCCUACGUGGAGGGAGGUGGGCGGGCGGGGGGAAGGCUUUUUACUGUAGGGUGUCAAACGCUUGCACAUCCCUCGAGCUCAUCGGAGGGCUGCCCAAAAAACAACCACCUUCGCCUCUCCUGCGGCGCGGGCUGCGGAGGGAUGGGGUGGGAGCGCACCAGGGGCACCUGCUGGGCUCAUGGGCUGAAGGGAAUCUUUGCCCAGCGUUAAAAUCGUUGCCCCUUUGGACAACAUCUCGGAAGGUUUCUCCGCUCGCAGCUCUCCACGGCCUGCCUGGGCUGGCUGCUGCUUUGCCGUGCCUGGGCGAUGUGUAAUAAAGGAACAAAACUGACUUGCCUCCGCGUGCGUCUGCGACGCGGGUCUCGUGCUGUGUGCCCUCAGAGGCAUUGCUUGAGUUCGCCUCACCCCUCUCUGCCCCCUUCUUCCUCCUCUUUGAGCCCUCUCUCCCAUCCCUGCUGGACCACACUGCCCAUCCCUGUCCCUGCAGGGAUGCUGCUGCAAGUGGCCAAGUCCCAAAUCCUCCCCCAACGUCCCCAGCUGUGCCUGUGCCUGCUGGUCCCUUGCCGAGGCUCUCAGCAUCCCUGCCCCGUUCCUCCAUCCCCUUCUCAAGCAGCCCCAUGUGAAGCUCAGAGCUGGGGAGCCUCAGCAUCGCCCCACAGGCUGGGGACCAGCCACAGAGGUAUUUUUGGGGGGGGUUGGCUGGGAGGAAGGCUUGCAGCUGGUCUCGGAGGAGGUGGGAGGGCUGACAUCCUCCGGCACGCGGGGACAGCCAAAACUUUGCAGCGAGGCAGUCCCUGUGCCCUGAUGAAGCGGAAGGUGAAAAAAUGGUAUUUUUGUGAGGGCCUGUUCCUCAUUGCAACAGCAUUUUGAAGAGGAAACGACAACC